AUUACGUUAAUGAACCCACCGUCUCAUUUAACUAUAAUAGUCUCCCCUACCAAACUUCAUUACUCCUCUCAGUCCAGAGGCAGAGCAAAAUAGUGGCAAAUGGCCAAACGAAAAGAAAUACAGCCGGCCGACGUUCUCCUCGGCAAAUACGAAAUCCGCCGCCUCCUUGGUCGCGGCACCUUCGCCAAAGUCUACGAAGCCCGAUCCCUCGCCGACAACUCCACCGUCGCCAUCAAAAUCCUCAAUAAACCAGACCUCAUCUCCAACAACAUAGCCACCCGCAUCCUCGACGAAGUCUCCGCCAUGCGCCGCCUCAACGACCACCCCAACAUCGUCAAACUCCACGAAGUCCUCGCCACCCGCUCCAAGAUCUACCUCGUCAUGGAGUACGCCAGCGGCGGCGAGCUCCUCUCAUAUCUUGCCAGGCGCGGCCGCCUCCCUGAGCCCACCGCCGCCCGUUACUUCCAUCAAAUCCUCUCCGCCCUCCGCUUCUGCCACGCCCACGGCGUCGUCCACCGCGACGUCAAGCCCCAAAAUCUUCUUCUUGAUUGCAACGGUAACAUUAAAAUUUCCGACUUUGGGCUUUCUGCGCUGCCAGAGCACCGCCGCGAAGACGGGUUGCUGGUUACGGCUUGUGGUACACCCGCUUAUGCUGCGCCCGAGAUUACUCGGCGGAGACCCUACGAUGGAGCCCGUGCCGACGCGUGGUCCUGCGGCGUCAUCCUCUACGUUCUCCUCGCUGGAUAUUUGCCCUUUGAUGACUCUAAUUUGACUGAGAUGUAUCGCAGGAUACACCGACGAGAUUACAGGUUCCCUUCCUGGUUCUCCCCUGCUGCAAAACGAAUAAUUUCUCGUUUGCUCGAUCCUAAUCCGGAGACUCGAAUCACCAUUGAUGCUGUAACCGAGCUUUCAUGGUUCCGAAGGGCUAAUAGUCUUGGGGAUAGCCUCAUCCACUUCAGUGACGUGCUUCAGCCGGAGGCUGUGAUGCCGAUGCCAGCUCCCCGUGCGUUCAACGCGUUCGACAUAAUUUCCCAGUCAGCGGGGCUGGAUUUAUCACGGUUAUUUGAUGAGGAGGGGAAGGGUAGGAGAGAAAGGGAAAGGAGAUUUACAUCGACGGCGACACCUGAGGCGGUGGUGGGGAGGAUAGAGGAAGUUGGAAGGAAGCUUGGAUUUGUGUUUGAGAGGAGGAAGGAGGGGGGAGGGACGAAAGGAGGGGGGCGGUGGGGGGCGGUGAUGACGGUGGAGGUCGGGGUGGUGGCUCCGGCGAUGCUGCUUGUGAUGAUGAAGGUGGAGGGUGGGAGCUGGAAGGAAGAGGGGAAGAGAGUCGGAGGUGUUUGCUGGGAGGAGUUGAAGACUGAGCUGGGUGACCUCGUCUAUGCUUGGCACUAGACAAGUUUGAAUUGGCUGAGCUUGGUGAGUUUGAUCUGUGUAUUACUGUAGCAGUAGUUAAUUUGUGUUUUGGGCUUCUUGUAAACUAUUGUGGGAAUGAGACUGAGUCUCUGUUUAGGACA
Molecule: messenger RNA, 1511 nt
Organism: Dendrobium catenatum
Lineage: Eukaryota; Viridiplantae; Streptophyta; Magnoliopsida; Asparagales; Orchidaceae
Product: CBL-interacting protein kinase 7
Exons: 1
Coding region: 100-1389 (429 amino acids)
Biological process (GO): protein phosphorylation; signal transduction
Molecular function (GO): ATP binding; protein kinase activity
Source: RefSeq, a predicted model, not a curated record